Triplophysa dalaica is the source of this 1961-nucleotide messenger RNA. It is a transcript of the gene gltpa, whose product is annotated as glycolipid transfer protein a. Gene Ontology annotation, molecular function: ceramide 1-phosphate transfer activity; ceramide 1-phosphate binding. The transcript has 5 exons. Gene Ontology annotation, cellular component: cytosol; membrane; cytoplasm. Bases 143 to 772 code for a protein of 209 amino acids. NCBI's taxonomy places the organism in Eukaryota, Metazoa, Chordata, Actinopteri, Cypriniformes, Nemacheilidae. Gene Ontology annotation, biological process: intermembrane lipid transfer; ceramide transport. The record is from RefSeq and is a predicted model, not a curated record.
CUGUUAAGUGCCGAUAAUACAACUGGCACUAGUAAGCGCUCGUCUGUCCGGCGGUAGUUCCGGGUUCUGCCUUAACUUCUGCCGUGUUGUCCUCGUCCUAUGUUGUAGACAAAAAGGACAUUUUGGCACAUUUUAGGCAACCAUGGCUCUUCUAAUGGAGCACCAGUUCCGGCAACUUCCGGCCGACAAACAAGUGGAAACCCGGCCGUUUCUUGAGGCGGUGUCUCAUCUUCCGCCUUUCUUCGAUUGCCUUGGUUCUACAGUUUUUUCUCCCAUCAAGGCCGAUAUUGCGGGUAACAUAACUAAAAUCAAGGCCGUGUAUGACACUAAUCCCGGCAGAUUUAAAACCCUGCAAAACAUUUUGGAAGCAGAAAAAGACAUGCAUGGAGCCGAAUGGCCAAAAGUUGGAGCAACACUUGCCCUCAUGUGGCUGAAAAGGGGGUUACGCUUUAUCCAGGUUCUUCUGCAAAGCCUAGUGGAUGGAGAAAAGGAUGAAAACAAUCCUAAUCUCAUCAGAGUCAAUGUCACCAAGGCCUAUGAGAUUGCCUUGAAGAAAUAUCAUGGCUGGUUUGUUCAGAAGCUCUUCCAAGCAGCACUGUAUGCUGCUCCGUACAAAUCAGAUUUUAUCAAAGCGCUGUCUAAAGGACGAGAGGUUAAGGAUGAAGAAUGCUUGGAUAAAGUACGGCUGUUCUUAGUAAACUUCACGGCUACAAUUGACGCCAUCUAUGAAAUGUACACCAAGCUGAACGCAGAGUUGGACUACACUGUGUGAUCCAAAUUCAAACUUUAAACCUUCUGCUGUCCCAGAGGAUCGCUGUUGCCUCCCAAUAGACAAGUCUCUCCACUGCAGCGUUCUUUCUUUUUACUGGAUCUCUGUAAUUGAAGCUUUUGCUUUCUCUUGGGGGACAAUUAUGAUCCGAGCUGUGGAAGACUCUUGUGAUAUCUAAAGGGACAAUUUGUUUUGCCUGUCGUUGUUUGCCUUGAGCUGUUGUUGGUGUGAAUGUGUUUGCAUCCUUCAAAAAGUUGUGUUCUUAAAAACGAUGGGUUUUAAUGACUUUCACUAAUUAGAUUUCAUACACUUCGAGGAGAUGUGUAUGAGAUGGUUAUUUCAUUAUUUGUUUAAUCAAAUAGCGAACUAAAAAUGAGGGUUUUACCAAAACGAGCCUGCAGAUUUAAUAACCAAACAUCUGAUGUGAUAUUGUUUACUUUGGAUGUAUUUUAUAAAAAAAAAUACUUGAAUGUGACCUGCUGUUAAACAUCGAAUGUAGAGAAACUACUUCUUCAGAAGUAAUGGCAAAGGACCCGAAUUGAGUGGUGAUUUAUAUUUCGUAAAUCUCAUAUAUAGAUAUAAAUAUAUAAAUAUAUAAAUUUCUUUCCAUAUCAAUUCUACAAAAUAAUUUAUGAUGGCACAGGUUGUAAUAUUUAACUUGUCACUCCUAAAUUAUGAAAUAUUAAAUUCAUUUAUUUAUGUGAUUUUUUUUUAAUUCUAGUUGCAUUUUGGUUUUGACAUGGCAUUUUCUGACAUUAAAGGCUUCUCGUUUUUGUUUUACUUCCAACACUUUUGUUUGACCCUGUCGACAAGCAAAUGUUGAACAACAUUAAUUCCCUAAUGAUGUAAUAUGACUUAAUGAUGUAAGAUGCCUCCUGUUGCUGUCAUACAUUUUCAUGUCUGUCCCUACUGACCCCAAAGCUGCAACAAUUAUAUAUUUUACAGUAGAUGAAUGUUCACAGAACUUUCUUGAAAGGUUAUUUCAACCAGUGGUCUUUUUUCUAUUACUCCAAAUUGAAGAUUUUUUUCAAAAGCUGGCAUAGAGGACAUGAUUCUGAAACCUGUCAAAAGACUUACUGUGAUUGUAUGAUGCAUUCUGGUGCUGUUUUGUUUCCCACAUCUUAAAUGUGUAAAUUGACCUUUGUUAUGCGUAGUCUCUUUAAAAUCUAAUAAAAAUCAUGUUCUUGUGUAA